CAGUGUAUCUCAAAACAAAGAGAAAUCAAGCCAGACAAAGCGUUUACUCUACUGACGAACGAACGUAAGAUGAAGACCCUAGUGAUUCUUGCAGCUUUGACUCUAGUCGCGGUGUGGACAGUUGAAGGAGGAAGAGUUCAAGAUUCCAUCGUUCUUCGCGUGUUCAACAAAGAUUUGAGAAUUUCUUCUGCUAAGAUGCACGCGAUCCUCAAAAAGGCCAACCUUGAAUCCCACGGGUUCAAAAAGGAGGUCAUCACUAAACUAGUCCGUCAUCCAGUUAGCAAAAAAGCUGAGUACACCAAGACCUACUACUACUACAAGACGGUGACUUGUGACAAGGUUCUAGAAGUUGAACAGGAACUGGAUAAGCUUCUUGGAGGUGUACUGGGAGCGAGCGUUUAUCGCAAGGCUAAGAAAGACGUCAAUAACAAGAAAAUCGGCGACCCAACGAAAACCUGUGAAUCCGGAGUUGAGAUUCAUUUUAGAGAACAGCAGCACUGUGGGAAAGAGGCGGACGACGGAGACCAGAACAAACGUGUUGCAAAGCGGGAUUGUGGUUGCUGGUUUUGUAGCUGCAAUGCUUGUUCGAGAAUAGUUAAAUACUGAUAAUUGUAAAACGAGUGCAAAAGUGAAUUAAGAUAUAAGAUAUUAAAGUAACUUAAUCUGG
Messenger RNA from Exaiptasia diaphana, 667 nucleotides. RefSeq lists its product as uncharacterized. Bases 70 to 606 code for a protein of 178 amino acids. The transcript has 3 exons. The record is from RefSeq and is a predicted model, not a curated record. NCBI's taxonomy places the organism in Eukaryota, Metazoa, Cnidaria, Anthozoa, Actiniaria, Aiptasiidae.